ACCAGAACCUCAACCAACGGAACGACCGCGGGGACGGCAAGUGAGGCGCAUGCAAAUUCAUAAGAAUUGCCUCCAGCUGCAGCCUGCAAUUUGCUGAGGCACAUAGAUACUCGCACAGUUGCUGUUGUAGCUGUUUAGGCGCUGUAAGCAGAUACAACCCGACAGAUAAGCAGCACCCGGCACAUUUCCGCACUCUGCACAGUGGGUCGACUCCAACUCCAGCCGCGACUGCCAGUCUAACUGACUGCCAGCCAGCCCCACUGUUUGUUUAUUAGUCGAGUUGGCGUUAUUUUUGUUGCACUCUGGCAGACAGCCGACGCGCCACAAGAUGCCGAGAAUUUAGCGGAAAAGAAAAUAUAUCCAAAGAUACUAUACAUAGUGCAACGAGCCAAAACAAAGUGCUGGCCAACAAUAUUUUGAGAGUGCGAGUGCACGAGUGAGCGAGUGUUGAGCAACCGCCAAAUACAUUCUAAUAAAAAGCCAGAUAGCCAAGAAGCUCACCAUCCAACCAGCCAACCAGCCAACCAGCCAUCCAGCCAUCCAGCCGUUCAGGCAGCCAUCGUCACAAUUUCCCCAGCGAUCUCAACAGUGCGUAAAUAAAUAAGGAAACACAUUGCAACAGAAGUGCAAAACAUUUUGAGGCAUCUGCAAUAGGUCGGAGUGUGGACGUCGUCGAUAUCGGCUGCGGAGUCUGGAGGCAAGGUGUCCGGGAAAAGCAACGAGCUGUACACUUUUGGCACCAUGGAGGGCGGUUACGUCAACGAAGAGGACUCGGAUGCCAUAAUGGGGGUGGAAAGUCCAGGCGGCCAACUUAAGACAAAAAAUGGCCAAAAAUAUGUGUUCAACGGUCCCCCAUCCGGGGUAUAUGUCUCGAAGACCUGCCUAGUGCUGUCGGCGUUCAUUAUUCUGGUGGCGCUGCUGUCCUCGAUUAUCAUAACAUAUUUUCUGGCCUCGUUUAGCCAGCCCACAACAAGCGGCUGCCUCAAUGGCCAUUCACAAGCAAAUGGACACAAUGACGAGCACAUGCAUACAAAUGCAACGCCUGUGGCAACCGCCAGCAUGUUGAGCAUGUCGCCUCCCGUCAAGGCGCGCUUUGAACCAGUUGAGGCGCCUGUAGGCGACAUACCCAGUAUCAGUGACCACGAGAUCUUUGGCAGCAACAAGACCAAAGUAAAGGCGGCCGAGCGCCCCCUUAAGCUCUUCGAGGGCUGGCGGCCUCUACACUACACCAUUACAAUUGAACCGAACAUUGCAGCCUCUGCAAGCAAUGGCAGUGUCGCCAUUGAAAUCGAACGCGAUGAUAAAGUGUCCACCUGGGAACCCAUUGUUCUAGAUGUGCACAAUGUCAGCAUUACCAACGUGCGAGUCAUACAAGCUACCAAUGACAAUGAAAGCAUCGCUACCGCCACCCCACCCAACAAAGCCAUUCCUGCCGAUGAGUUGGAAGUGGACUUUGAUAGCGACUAUGGCGAGAAUAAUGCAACAUUUGUGAUCAAUCUAUCCAAGGACUUGGUCAGUAAGACCAAGCUGCGGGUUGUGCUGAGUCUGGACUUUGUCAGUCAGGUGACAGACACGCUGCAGGGAGUCUAUAAGACGAGUUAUCUCAAUACAGCCAACAAUAAGCAAGAAUGGAUGGUCAGCACGCAGUUCUCGCCCGUCGAUGCGCGCCGAGCAUUUCCUUGUUUCGACAGGCCUGACAUGAAGGCAAAUUUUACCAUCAGUAUUAUACGUGAGAGCAGCAAGGCCAUGUCGCUAUCCAAUAUGCCUCUUAGACGAAGCAGCCCCCAUCGGCCAGGCUAUAUACGCGACGACUUCCUCACCACGCCGAAAAUGCCCACAUACCUGGUAGCAUUCGUAGUCUCCAACAUGGUGGGCUCAAGCUACGCCAACAUGGAUAGCGCUCUCAAGCCGCGAGUAGAGAUCUGGACUCGUCCAACCUUUACGGACAUGACGAACUACGCUUACAAUAUGGUGCGCAAGUUCCUGCCCUUCUUCGAGGAGUACUUUGGCAUCAAGAACAAGCUGCCCAAAAUCGAUUUGGUCUCUAUUCCAGACUUUGGAUUCGGAGCCAUGGAAAAUUGGGGUCUUAUUACUUUCCGCGAUUCGGCGCUGCUUGUUCCCGAGGAUCUUGAGCUUGCCUCAUCCUCCGAGCACAUGCAGUACGUGGCUCAGAUUAUAGCUCAUGAGCUUGCUCAUCAGUGGUUCGGCAAUCUAGUGACCCCCAAGUGGUGGGACGAUCUCUGGCUGAAAGAAGGAUUCGCCUGUUACAUGAGCUACAUUGCGCUUAACAAUGCCCAUCCCGAAUAUCAGAUCAUGGAUACAUUUACAGUUCUGGAGUUUAAAGAGUCCAUGCAGCACGACGCUGAUAAUACCUCGCACGCGAUCUCCCUUGACGUCAAGUCCACUAGCGACAUUCGUCGUAUCUUUGAUCCUAUAAGUUACUCUAAAGGCACAAUAUUGUUGCGCAUGCUUAACUCGAUUGUAGGUGAUGAAGCAUUCCGCGCUGCCACGCAGGAUUUGCUGCAAUCAUUCGCUUACGAAAACAUAGAUCGCAAUGAUCUGUGGGCCUAUAUGACGCGCCACGGCCAUUUGAAGGGCACGUUGCCAAAGAAUAUGGAUAUCAAACAGAUCAUGGACCCAUGGAUUAAUCAGCCAGGCUAUCCGGUAGUAUCUGUAGAGAGAAGUGGCGCAAAUUUAGUGCUGCGGCAAGAGCGAUAUCAGCUUCCUGCCCGCAAUCCCGCAGAUAAAAGCCGCUGGGUCAUUCCCAUCACAUAUGAAACAAGCGAGCUACACAAAGGGGACAACAUACCAACGCACUGGAUGCAGGCGGACCAGGACCAACUUCUCAUAAAUGACGUCUUCACCACUAGCAACAAUGAAGAUAAUGUCGUCUAUUUGAAUCUGAAUCGUCAGGGCUACUAUCGUGUCAACUACGACAUGCCCUCUUGGCUAGCUCUGAAGAAAAACUUCAGCAUCAUUCCGCGUAUCACUCGCGCUCAACUGCUGGACGAUGCUCUUCAUCUAUCGCAGGCCGAAUUUUUGUCCUAUGACAUACCUCUUACCUUUCUAAUAGAGCUCGUCACGUCCGUCGACGACGAAUUACUAUGGAGCGCUGCAAAAUCAGGCAUCAACUACCUUACCUACAGCUUGAAGCGAGAGCCAGCUUAUGAAACAUUCAGAGCCUUCAUGAAGUUCAUUGUGCGUGCUGCGUUCGAUAGAUACGGCCUGAACGAGCCUGACAAUGAGUCUCAUCUUCAGCUUAAGCACCGUGCUCUGGUGGCAAACUUCGCGUGUAAGUUCAACUAUGAUCGCUGUACCCAAGCUGCACACAAGAAAUUCCGGGACUGGAUGCUUGCCCCCAAGAAAAAUCCUAUUAAGCCCAAUCUUAAAUCAGUCAUCUACUGCACGGCCCUCGCGGAAGGUUCUUAUCCUGAGUGGUACUUCGCCUAUAAGCAGUACAAAUUAACGACCAGCGCAUCCGAGAAGGAGGAGAUUUUAGCAUCGCUGGGCUGCACCACCAAGCCAUGGCUGCUUUCGAAGUAUCUAAAUAUGACCAUUAACUCAACUUCUGGCAUUUUAAAACAGGACGGCGCGCUUGUUUUCAGAGCGGUUGCCUCCAAUGCGAUUGGCUAUGACAUCGCUUUCGAUUUUCUGCAGACUAACAUCAAGGAAAUCGCUGAAUAUUAUGGCGACGGCUUCUCCACAUUAAACGAGAUGAUUAAGUCACUCACCAUUUAUAUGAACAAGGAGUUCCACAAACAACAGCUUCAACAAUUUGCCGCGCACUGCCGCACUCUAGGUCUGAAGACAGUGGAGGCAGCGAUAGAGCUGGCCAUGCAGCAGGUCAAUGACAACAUCCACUGGCACAAGAACUCCUACAAUAGUCUGAAGAGCUUCCUCGAGAGCAUAGUCAGCGAGUUCCGUAUCAACAUCUUCUAAGUGACACAAAAACAGCUUCAUUUAAAAUUGUUUUCAAAUUUCUUAUUACCAAAUGAGAGACCUAAUUUAAUUGCCUCAAUAUAAUUUAUAAACAAAUUCAUUUGCGAAAAAGUGAUAUAAACAUGUAAGUUUGCUAAUUAAUUUAAGUGAAGCCCAAAAAUUGAGUGUGGGUUAAUUUUCGGAAUUUUAAUUUAUAAUUUCUGUGGCCAGCUUUGAUCACUUUUGAUUUGUCGCAGUGUUAACACAUACACACAUACAUACAUACUUACAUAUAUAUUUAUGCAUAUUUAUAAUAACGUUCCUAUAUCUUACAUAAUUCAAAUCCUGCUAAAACUUAAUUAAAUAGAAGUAAUAAUCAUCAUCAGCGCGCAAUAGCCAAGCCCCAUUCUUCAUUCAUUCCCUUGAACUCGUAAGUUACGCAACAUUUUUUGUUUUGUGUCAUGUUUAUUUUAUAAUGUGUAAUAUUCAAUGCUGCUUAUGUAAAAUGUUUUCAAAUUUCAGAAAUGUAAUGCAAACUAUUUGCGGACUAGUAUUUAGAUAAAUUAGCACUUAAGUCAACCAAAAAUACAUGUUAAACUAAUUACUUGUUUUUGUAUGCGUAUUACACAUACAUACAUACAUAAAACGCAUACGAGCAGAUAGUAUGUAAUGCAAAUGCAUACUCUUCGAGAUCUAGAUAUGUAUAAGCAAGCAUGAGUCCCAUAUGAAAUACAGCUGUUUAAACUUUUAUCACAAACGAUGUUAUUGAAUGUAUAACAAUUGAAGAUUGACACAGCCUUAUUACGGAAACCUGCAGUGUCCUUAUCAAAUUUUAUCGAAAAGUUUCAAGCAUAUUUUUAUUGUAUCUAUUAGCAGAAAAUAUAGAAAAAAUAUAUGUAUGUAUACAUACAUACAUCCACAUAUAUUUUGUAACGCAUACCACGAAUAUUUCGCUUAAUGCACAAUCAUGUAAAUAAGUUUAAAGCUUCGAAGUCAAAUAAAUCAUACUAUUACAUACAUA
Messenger RNA from Scaptodrosophila lebanonensis, 4939 nucleotides. RefSeq names its product aminopeptidase N. Gene Ontology annotation, cellular component: cytoplasm. Bases 742 to 3939 code for a protein of 1065 amino acids. Gene Ontology annotation, biological process: peptide catabolic process; proteolysis. Gene Ontology annotation, molecular function: metalloaminopeptidase activity; peptide binding; zinc ion binding. The transcript is spliced from 11 exons. NCBI's taxonomy places the organism in Eukaryota, Metazoa, Arthropoda, Insecta, Diptera, Drosophilidae. The record is from RefSeq and is a predicted model, not a curated record.